UUCUCUCAUCACUUCACGAGUAGUUGUUUCCCACUCAUCUCUCUCUCUUCUUAGCUUCAUCACAAGCAACCAACCUGUCUCUUGUUGGAUACUUAGUUGGCUGUUGGAACCACUGAAACAUAUACACUCAAAAACCCACCACCACCCCACCCCACCGCACCCCACCCCGCCCCACCCACCCCCAGCUUUUCAUCUUAAUCUCUCCUUCUCUUCUCACUGUUUAGUCCCAAACUUAGACAGCUUUUCUCUCAUCUCUACCCUUCCUUCCUUCAUCAUCUCCGUCUCCACCUUUAGUAGAUAUGGUUUAAGUUUAGUCUUCAUAAUAAUUAUUAUUAUGAGUUCUUUUGUGGGGGGUGGUUUUUGAUUUGGGGUCUUUAGGUGGCCCUCUUUUUCUGCUGUAUCGAUUGUUGGAUAUAAUAAUGGGUUUUCUAUAUAUUAUAUACUUACAAACUAGUAUGUGAUUUGGUUGAUUAGAAUUUUGUCUUGUUAUCGGUAACGACUUAAUUAGGGUGUUAAUUGGUUUCAUAAAUUUAGGAAUGAGGGUUGGUGAGAUUUGCAGAAGAAAAAAGGUGAUUGGUACUUACUUGGGAACCAGUCGAUAAAUCAAGAUUUAAGCUUUUUGAGUUGUUGCUUAAGCUUAAGCUGCCUUCUGCUUCUGCUCCUGCUGCUCUCCAAUACGACAAAAACUUGUUUGAUUUAAUUUCAAUCUGCUAAGAAGGAAAAUUUUGUUUGGCUGAGAUAAUUUUAGGGUUUAUCAAAGGGAAAAUUAUAAUGUCGUCGUCGUUACCUGCUGCUGCUACUGCUGCUUCUGGAGAAGACGGUAAGGAUUUGAGAAUGCAAGCUGCAGCAGCUUCCUCUUUAGGUUACAACGCUAAUUCCCUCCUCGAAAAUCCGGUAAGCCCCACGGCGGAGAAGCCCAGAGGCUCCGACCCUAAUUCCGGCGGCGGAUCUAAAUCGAAGCCGAGGAUCAGCUACCGGGAGUGCCUAAAGAACCACGCCGCCAACAUCGGAGGUCACGUUACCGAUGGCUGCGGCGAAUUCAUGCCCAGCGGGGAAGAAGGCACAAUCGAGGCUCUAAAGUGCGCCGCCUGCAAUUGCCACCGGAACUUCCACCGGAAGGAGCACCACGGCGAGUCCGCCGCCGUGCACCCCCUCCAGCUCCCCCCUCCGCUGCCCUCCCCGUCCAUGAGCCAGCACCGGUCCGCUCACUGGGGCCCCAUGGUCCACCCGAUGAAAAUGGCCUUCGCCGGCGGCGGAGGCGGCGGCGGUACGGACUCCUCCAGUGAGGAGCUCAAUUUCAACGCCUUCCAUUCCAGCGCCGCCCCUCCGCCGCCGCCUCCUCCUCCGCAAUUCGCCGCGAAAAAACGGUUCCGCACCAAGUUCACGACGGAGCAGAAGGAGCGAAUGCUGGAAUUCGCGGAGAAAUUGGGAUGGAGGAUCCCGAGAGAGGAUGAUUCAGAAGUUCAGAGAUUCUGCGCCGAAGUUGGGGUGAAGAGACAGGUCUUCAAAGUUUGGAUGCACAACAACAAGAACUCUUCCUCUUCCUCUUCCUCCAAGAAAAAUCCCCAACUCCUCAUGUAAUUGAUAAAUUAGGGUUUCCAAUUUGGGGAUUCUUUUCUCCCCAUCUUUCUCCUCAAAUCAACCAAUUAUCAAUUACAACCCUAUCCCUCUAUCUUACUUUCUGUAGAAUUAAUCAACGUUUCAUUACUAUUAUCAUAUUCAUAUAUUACUUACUGAUUUUGAUCAUCA
Molecule: messenger RNA, 1749 nt
Organism: Andrographis paniculata
Lineage: Eukaryota; Viridiplantae; Streptophyta; Magnoliopsida; Lamiales; Acanthaceae
Product: zinc-finger homeodomain protein 5
Exons: 1
Coding region: 772-1581 (269 amino acids)
Biological process (GO): regulation of DNA-templated transcription; regulation of developmental process
Cellular component (GO): nucleus
Molecular function (GO): transcription cis-regulatory region binding; DNA-binding transcription factor activity
Source: RefSeq, a predicted model, not a curated record